Molecule: messenger RNA, 1794 nt
Organism: Morchella importuna
Lineage: Eukaryota; Fungi; Ascomycota; Pezizomycetes; Pezizales; Morchellaceae
Exons: 7
Coding region: 1-1794 (597 amino acids)
Biological process (GO): error-prone translesion synthesis; response to radiation
Cellular component (GO): nucleus; site of double-strand break; replication fork
Molecular function (GO): DNA-directed DNA polymerase activity; damaged DNA binding
Source: RefSeq, a predicted model, not a curated record
AUGCCCGACAGCAACAGCGACACGAAGAGAUCAAAGUUCACGUAUCGCCAGCUCGCACAGCUGGCGAAAUACUCGGUCGACACUCCGCUGCGUGUCGUUGCGCAUAUAGACCUCGAUGCCUUCUACGCCCAAGUCGAGACCAAGCGCCUCUCCCUCCCCCCCGACGAGCCUCUCGCCGUCCAACAAUGGCAAAACCUCAUAGCCGUCAACUACGCCGCCCGCGCCCACUCCGUCACCCGCCACGAGACCGCCGCCGACGCACUCAAGCACUGCCCACAGCUGCGCCUCGUGCACGUCGCGACCUGGCGCGCAGGCGACAUGCACUGGGCCUACCACGACACGCCCAGCAUCGCCACGCACAAAGCCUGUCUGGACCCGUACCGGCUCGAGAGCAAGAAGAUCCUCGCGCUGUUCCGCAGCGCGUGCCCGCGCGUCGAGAAGGCGAGCAUCGAUGAGUCGUUCCUGGACCUGUCGGCGAUGGUGCAUGAGGAGCUGGUGAGGCGGUGGCCGGCGCUGGCGCUGUAUGGUGACCCUUUGGAGCAGCUGCCGCUACCGGGGGUGGCGGGGGGGGAGGUGGGGUGGGCGGGGUCGUGUGUGUUGGAGAAAGAGGAGGAGGGGGAGGAGGUGGGGGAGGCGGUUGAUUGGGAUGAUGUGGUGAUGGGGGUGGCGGCGGAGAUUGUGGCGCGCGUGAGGGAGAGGGUCAGGGUCGAGAUUGGCUAUACGUGCUCGGCGGGGAUCGCGGGGAAUAAGAUGCUGGCAAAGUUGGGGAGCGGGUAUAAAAAGCCAAACUCUCAGACCGUCGUCCGCCCCGGCGCAACCCAAAAGUUCCUCAACACUCUCGAGUUUACAAAAAUCCGCAACCUCGGCGGCAAACUCGGCACCCACAUCUCGACCGCCUUCCACACCUCCUCCCUCUCCGCCCUCUCCGCCCUACCACUCUCGGCCCUCUCCGCAAAGCUCCCACCCGACGACGCAACCUGGCUCCACAACACCCUGCGCGGCAUCGACCGCUCCGACGUCAACCCGCGCACGCAGCUCAAGUCCAUGCUCUCCGCCAAGUCGUUCCGCCCGCCCAUCACGACCGCAGAGCAGGUGCGUAUGUGGCUGCGCGUGUUUGUGGCCGAUAUCCAUUCGCGGCUGGUGGACGAGGAGGGGCGGCGGCCGACGGUCAUGACGAUGAUGCAUCGUGGGGCGGGGACGGGGGCCGGGACGGGGGCGGGGAAGACAAGGCAGGGGGCGGUGGGGGGGUUUGAGGAGCGGGAGGGGGGGAAUAGGGGGAUUGCGGGGUUUUUGGUGAAGAGGAGGGUGGGGGAGGUGGUGGGGGAGGAGAGCAGGGGGGUGAAGAGAAGAAGGGGAGAGGGGGAGGUGGAAGGGGAUCUUGAAGAGGAAUCUUUGGCAUUGCCAAAACUAUCGCCCCCCCUCGUAGAACACGGAUCAUCAAAUAAUGACCAGUCACCACCACCACCCGCACUCCCGUCUCCUACCACACCACCGCCACAACCCUCACCCUCACCCCCACCCCCGCCGGAAGAGACCGAUACCUACACCUACACCUGCCCGCACUGCGCAGCCCCCACCCCCCUGCAGGACCAGGCCGAGCACGAGGACUGGCACUUUGCAAAGUCCCUCGCCGAGCAGGACAAGGCCGCCGCACGCAAACGCAUCGCCGCUUCCCGCGCCUCCCCUCCUCCACCGCCUAGCAAGAAGGGGCCGAAGAAGAAAGGAGGCGGCGGCGGUGGUGGUGGGGGAGGUCUAGAGAAGGGACAGAGGAGGCUGGCGUUUGGGAAGAGUUAG